AUGUCAAUGUUCUCCGCCGAAAUGCUGGAACCACCUGUGUACCCUUUUGAGGAGAUCAACGAUUCUGAUAUAUAUUUGGAAGAGGUGGUUGGCAGAGGGGCAUUUGGUGUUGUGCGCAAGGCCAAGUGGAAAGGUAGAGAUGUGGCCAUCAAGACUAUAGAGAGUGAAUUGGAGAGAAAUGCCUUUUUUGUUGAGCUUCGCCAGUUGUCCCGUGUAAAUCAUCCCAACAUUGUGAAGCUGUAUGGUUCCUGCAGAAAACCUGUAUGUCUGGUGAUGGAAUAUGCAGAGGGAGGUUCAUUGUAUAAUGUGCUGCACGGUGCAGAGCCCCUUCCUCACUACACUGCAUCUCACGCCAUGAGCUGGUGCCUGCAGUGUUCUCAGGGGGUCUCGUAUCUCCACGGCAUGAAACCAAAGGCUCUCAUUCACAGGGACCUCAAACCUCCCAAUCUGCUCCUGGUUGCUGGAGGUACUGUGCUGAAGAUCUGUGACUUCGGGACAGCAUGUGACAUCCAGACACACAUGACUAAUAACAAGGGAAGCGCAGCCUGGAUGGCCCCAGAGGUGUUUGAAGGCAGUAACUACAGUGAGAAGUGUGAUGUGUUCAGUUGGGGUAUUAUUCUCUGGGAGGUGAUCACACGCCGGAAGCCCUUUGAUGAAAUCGGUGGCCCUGCUUUCCGCAUCAUGUGGGCUGUGCACCGUGGCACACGUCCACCUCUCAUUAAGAAUCUACCGAAGCCCAUAGAGAGUCUGAUGACUCGUUGCUGGUCCAAAGACCCAUCGCAGCGCCCUUCCAUGGAGGAGAUAUUGAAGAUUAUGACCCACCUUAUGAAGUAUUUCCCAGGAUCAGAAGAGCCUCUUCAGUACCCUUAUCAGUAUUCAGAUGAAGGCCAGAGUAACUCUGCCACCAGCACAGGCUCUUGUAUAGACUACACAUGUACCAGCAACAAGAACGAUAUGAACAUGGAGCACACCAACUCCCCUGGCAGCAAUGACACCAUCAAGUUCCCAUAUAAACCAAAGGGCGACCCGUUAAGGCCUGGUCACCCUCUCUCCAGAGGGGGCAGUGUAGAGAGUCUUUCUGGCAGACCACAUAGUUUGGCACAUUCCGACAGCAAACGAAUGAGCACGGAUCUCUCCGAACUGGAGCACAGAUUGCCCUUUGCUCCUGCAGCACGUCCACAAUUUAAGCGAGGUCACCGUAAAACGGCAUCACAUGGCACCAUUCUGGACAUUCCCAAGAUCAUCGUCACAGCAACCUGUGAGCCUCACAGACGCAGUUCAGUGCAGGACCUUCCUCCCAUUGUUACGGAGUCCAGUCAGGAUAGUAGGAACAACAGCAGACCAUCCAGUCCCAGUGUGAGGAUGAUUCCACCAGACAGGACAGACACCAAUGGCUCGGAUAACUCCAUCCCCAUGGCCUACCUGACCCUGGACCAUCAGUUACAGCCUCUAGCCCCGUGUCCAAACUCCAAAGAAUCCAUUGCAGUGUUUGAGCAGCACUGUAAGAUGGCACAGGAAUACCUGAAGGUGCAGACAGAGAUCGCUCUUCUCAUACAAAGGAAGAAAGAGCUGAUAGACGAGCUGGACCAGGAUGAGAAGGAUCAGCAGAACGCGUGUCGCCUCGCUCAGGAGCACAAGAAGCUUCUAGAGGAGAACAAGAGCCUGUCCACCUACUACCAGCAGUGCAAGAAGCAACUGGAGCUGAUCCGAGCACAACAGCAAAAGAGACAGGGCACCUCAUGAACCUCUUUCAUUAUGACAGAGCUAGACGGACUCUAGAAUCACAGUCCCUGUUAUCUUAUCCUCUCCAAUCCAAACAUCAGGGGGGGUUAUCUAUAGUUUGCCCAGGAACCCCUGAAAUCUGCCUGUUUAAGCACCCAACCCCAGCUGCCCGUGCCCCUAUGCACCCAUGAAUCCUGUGAAGAUGGUAACCAUAGGAAAUGUGUUCCACAGUUCAAACGAACGUGGUUCAUUUCCCUGUGCAUGCUGCGUUGCAUGUGCCCAUGAAUCCAGCAGGAUAUGCAAUAGCAGGGCCACAAUUAAAGCCAGGCGGGUGGAAAACACAGACUGUUGGCCGCUGAUAAACACACAAGUCUAAACGAGCCAGAAAACGCAUUUAUUUUCAAAAAGAGGGCUUUUGAGUAUAGAGCUGUUUAAAAUGAAAUGCGGUUUUUCGCCUUCCUCAGACAUCCCAGAAUGCCCUGUGGGAGUUGCCUCGUUCCCUUCGAUUAGGUGUUGGUCCUUGAGAAUGUGAAAGCAAAGUUACAUACAAAAGCUAAUUAUAUCAUUUUAAAUUUAGAUUUUUAUUUUGUUGCUUUCACUUUGUGUGUACUUUCAUUUUAACCCCUUUUUAUGCAACAACAGUAACAAAAAAAAAGUGCUUUACAUGUUUCCUUUUUUUGAUUUGUCCGCCCUAAAAAGUGUUAUAAUGUAUCGAUUCAAAUCGGGGGAUGUAUCUUACGUAUGCCUUGCAUGUUGACCUUGUGUUUAUGGACAAACAAGGGACGAUCUGUGUGUAUGUGCGGUUUGUAAUCCGCUUCCUUUGACAUCCCGUUUGAAAACCAUCGCUCUAAGUGAACAAAAAACAAAUGGACGUGAGUGUAUGUGAAACAUUUUAAUCAUGACUUCAGUAUUCUUGUUUCUUUGCUUUCUCUAACUGUGUAUGGUAAUUUUACCAGGGUUUUCAGAGAUCCGCUUCAUAGUUUUUGUUGCAAGUGUGGGAAAGAAGCUCUUUCUCUGAGCUUGAUUUAUGUAUUUUUAGUUCACAUGAUGCCUUAGAGAUGAAUCGCUUGCAUUUUACUUGACUUGUUUUGUUGCUGUCUGGCAAAACCGCUCCCACUUUGGCACGAUUAAUGCAAUUAGGAGUUUAGAAAUGUGAGUGAGAGUUUUAAAAGGCUUGCUAAGGCAACAUGAAUGAAAUCGAGAGCAGCCAGAUGAUGGUCUGAUCUGAAUGAUCUUGUCAAUAUGCUGCAGAAAUCACGAAAUUAUGACAAGGGGCAGUCGACCCACUCUGGUUCCUGUUAGUUCAGUUCCUCAUUCUUACCACUAAUUUUACAUCCCUAUACUUUGUUUAAGAGAAAUCAGAGCCGGAUUGUUACGUUAAGUUUAAAUUCCUUUUAGAUGUCACACAUUGUUUACUUUGUUGCCCCCAGCACAACUCAACCCACAUAUUUGCACAAUCCCACCAUGACUGGUUCUCGAGGAAUGCUCACUUUACCGUGAAAAUCUUGAGCAGGGGAAAGUCACAUUCGGAUGUUCAAGAUCUUCAAGUGAGGUCACUGGGAAUCUUUUUGUUUAACAGUGAAGUGGUGUAUUAUUAUUUUUUUCUUUCUUGGAGUUCAGUGUUCAUAAUAAGUUUCUGUACUACUGUAUGUGCUGUAAAUAAGAUGUCUGAUUUCUUAAGCUGUUGGGAAUGGGAAUACACAGGUGAAGGUCGCAUCUUGAAAUAAAUCAAACAGGUAAACAUGC
Molecule: messenger RNA, 3468 nt
Organism: Carassius auratus (goldfish)
Lineage: Eukaryota; Metazoa; Chordata; Actinopteri; Cypriniformes; Cyprinidae
Product: mitogen-activated protein kinase kinase kinase 7-like
Exons: 17
Coding region: 1-1743 (580 amino acids)
Biological process (GO): JNK cascade; protein phosphorylation; immune response
Molecular function (GO): ATP binding; MAP kinase kinase kinase activity; magnesium ion binding
Source: RefSeq, a predicted model, not a curated record